Molecule: messenger RNA, 3185 nt
Organism: Spirodela intermedia
Lineage: Eukaryota; Viridiplantae; Streptophyta; Magnoliopsida; Alismatales; Araceae
Source: the annotation of a GenBank genome assembly
AUGACUGAUGCAAAAUCUCUAGAGGCGGUCUAGGUAAUCCUGUUUCUCCCCCCGCCCUCCCUCUCUUUCUCUCUCUCUCUCUCUCUCUGUGUCUCUCUCUCUUGCUGUCGCUCUCUCUCUAUCGCUAUUUGUCCCUCAUCUGGCAUUGUUUGAUCUGUAAGGGGUAGAUCUUAGUUCUGUAUUGUUUGAUUCGAGAAGCGACCAGGUGUAGAAUUUUUGUGGUUGAUGCUCUCUGCUGACGCAGUUUCAAUUGGUUUUAAUUGAUGGUUGCAGCAAAGCAGACAAGGUUCGGGAUCGGCUUUCCGCCAUGGAUAAAAAGGUAUACGGCGAGGUAUUCCAUUUUUCCUCUCUCUCUCUCUCUGUCGCUAGAUGUCUGAAUCAAACCGUGAAUUUGAUCCGAAGGGUAUAUCUUUCUUGGAUCUCAUCUCCGGAUCUGUGAGCUGGGUUUGAAUCUGAGUAUUGUUUUCUCCGAAUGGACGACUCCUGGUUUGUUCGCCCUUCCUCUCCCUUCCCAUCUCCGUCCCCUGCGUGUGGACCCUUGUGGGAAAGGUGACCAAGAGUUCCAAGUUUUCCUCUCUUAUUGUUUUGCCUUAAGCAUAUAAGUCGCUAGCUGACGAUAUUUAAUUGUCCUAGACAGGAGGCACGGAUGAAGAAAAUUGGUCCAGAUCCUCUUUCUUUUCCUUCUUCGAUCCCUCACAAGUGAUCUCUUGUAUACAUGCACACGCAUGCAAACUGUCAUCAGUGAAUGAUUUCGGUUGUUUAAAUGUAUAAAUCUUUAAUUCUUUAAUCGGGUCAGUCAUUGACUUUCGUAUCCAACCUUCAGGCCAGGCUGGGUUUUAGAUCCUUUGAAUGAGUUUCAUUAGGCUUUUAUAGUGAAAAUUUCAUAGUUGAAAAUUUGAUUUUGGAUGGGUUUCUGGAUUUAGAAAGAGAAAUGAGAGAGACAUCCGUCUCCUCUAUAAAUGUUUAGCUUGAAACCAUCAGGUCUGUUCCUUUUUUAAAUCAUAUGCUAGAUCAAAUGAAUGUAUGGAGGAUUUGAAAUCCAUCUUGGCAGAGAUUGCACUUACUGCAAGAAAUCAGGUACGCUGUGGGGACUCUUUAAAAACAUAAAAGUUUGGCCGUUCGCCUUCUUCCUUAACCUCAUUAUGAACAUUUUUGCAUAAAGUACUAACUGUUUGGAGAAGAAUAUGACGCAGUCUCAGAGUUUCAUCAGUGAAUCAUAAUACUAAUGCCAGAGAUUCUUCAGAUGAGAAGCACGUGUAUAAUUUCUAUGAUUUGACAUUCUUACCUGGUUUCCACUCGUCUUGGGGCAGAGUGCAGAUUGGAGUUAUUUCUCGCACGUAAUCAAGGUGAAAAAAAUUGUACUAGGAAGGGGGGGGGGAAGACGGGUUCCAUGCUUGAUUUAUAAAGGUCAGGGUACGCAUGCGUCUCCAUUUGAGAUGAUAUGCAUGCUUCGACAAUUAUUUUCUUCAUUGGUUGAUAGUGGAUACCUCUUUGCCCCUCCUUUUGUGUACUAAUAACCUUCUCGUCCAUACCGUACAAAGAAGUCCAUUUCGUGGAUCAUAUGAUCUCUUGACAACUAAUUACUAAUUUAGUUCAAUUAGACCAGGAUUCUGUUCUAAUAGUCUAUUUAUUACCCUUUUUUCUCUGAAAAAUCUGGGGGUCAGUUUUCGGAUUAUCAGAAAAACCCGUGUAUGAACACUGAUUCCCUUCUGAGGACUUAUUUCAGUUCUCUGAUCACAGGAGAGAAUGAAAUCUGCCUAAAGGCGUGCCUUUUUUCAGGUGGCCUGCCCUCUACCGUCUUUGUAAUGUAGAAGACAGAACUUUAAGAACCUAUGUGGACUGAGAGUGUGCCACUGACAUCAGACCUUGAUCUUCGUUAGUGGGAUCCAGUGAAUAUACGCAUCAAAAAAAUCUGGACGCUGACAUGGCACCUAAAUAUUGAAAAUUUUCUUUUCCCUCCCAUGGUUAUAAAUCGCUCCUCGAGGGAUUCUUGGUGAUGAUACUUAUUAUCCCAGAACUUUGAUAAAUUCAAAUUAUUACCUUUUUGACCAGGCUCUAAAACUUGUGAACAACUUUGAUGUCUCAAAUGCCAUUCUAAAAGUGGUCGGCACAUAUUACCCCUUUUUGCCUGAUCUUGAGGCUGAUCAUUAGCUUCCAUGUAAAAGAUCUUGUAUUAUUUAUGCAAGUUCUUUAUGAGCACCUCGGAGGAUACUUACCACACAGCCUACAUUUUAUUUUAUUCGAGUGUAUUCUAAAAUGGGUGAAGCUUCAUCCUAUUUGCCCUUCAAUCUCUUUUCAUGUUUGUCAUAGAAUCUGUUCUUUCUUGGACAGAAGGAGAAUGUUCCAGCUUUUUAGGACCUUACAUCCACAUCAAAUGACAGUAAAAUGAUCCAACUUUGAUGUCUCGAAUGCCAUUCCAAAAGUGUUAGGUACACAAUACCCAUUUUUCCCUGAUCUUGAGGCUGAUUUUUAGCUUCUAUUUGAAUGAUCUUGUAUUAUUUAUGCAAGUUCUUUAUGAGCACCUCGGAAGAGAUACCUACCACACCUACAUUUUAUUUUAUUCGAGUAUAUUCUAAAAUGGGUAAAGCUUCAUCCUAUCCACAUCAUAGCUAAAACCUGCUCUUCUAUCUCUCUUCAUGUUUGUCAUAAAAUCUGUUCUUUCUUGAACAGAAGUAGAAUUGUUCCAGCUUUUUAGCACCUUACAUCCACAUCCAAUGACGGGAAAAUUAAAUCACUGUAUUCAUGCAAAGCUGUGCACUUACCCAUCUUCUAAAUGGACCCUAAUCCUCUUCGCAUCCAACGGAUAUGGUCAAUUCUCUUGUCAGUCAUGGUUUCUCUCUCUCUCUCUCUCUCUCUCUCUCUCUCUCUCUCUCUCUCUCUCUCUCUCUCUCUCUCUUUAAGUUCCUUCAUUCCUUCCUUUUGAUUUUAAUUGAGGGAUGUCUGACUUUAUGAGCAUGAUUAAUUAACAGGGAAAUGUGAUUAGGGAGGAGGCAGCAAGGGGUCUAAACCCUGCCGUGAUAGUGCUCGUGGUCUUCGUGGGGCUGCUCCUGGUCUUCUUCGUAGGAAACUAUGUCCUCUAUGUGUAUGCCCAGAAGAAUCUCCCCCAAAAGAAGAAGAAGCCCGUCUCCAAGAAGAAGAUGAGGAAGGAGAGGCUCAAGCAAGGUGUCUCUGCCCCAGGAGAGUAG